GACGCCUGAGGCACAGGCUCCCCGUGACCCGAGAAGUUCGGAUAAACGAUAGAAAAUGAAUGAAUGAAUUUUCACUGCUUUUAACACUAGAAGUCCCAGAGAUUUGUAACCCUCCUUUAGCCAAGUGGAAGCUAACUGGCUAGUCUUUUGGCUAUCAUUAGCAUCAAUUCAUGUGUAAAUAUGGUCAUUACCUGAGCAAUCUGCAGGGGGUUGGGGGUGUGUGUGUGAAUGUUUGCUGGUGGCUUGUUUGUAUGUGUGGGGGAGGGAGGGCUGCUAAUUCCUUUUGUGUUGAGGUGGAUAAAAUCACGUCCUACAACCCUGGUCUACAUAUCACCGUUGAUGAACAGCUUUUCCCGUCAAAGACUCGCUGCUGUUUCCUGCAGUAUAUUGCAACUAAACCUGACAAGUUUGGGAUCAAGUUUUGGGUGGCUUGUGACCUAAAAUCCAAGUACAUUUGUAAUGUCCUCCCAUAUCUUGGCAAGGACCCUAGUCGUCCCAGUGGAGAGAGACUGUCUGAAAAUGUAGUUAUGAGGCUGAUGGAACCAUUCCUAGACAAGGGCAGAAAUGUUACCAUGGACAAUUUCUUCACAUCGCUGUCACUUGCGCAUAAACUUCUUAGCCAGAAAACCACCAUCCUCUGCACAGUCAACAAGAUUCGCUGGGAAAUCCCUCAAUCCGCUAGACACACAGAUUGCAAUGAAUUCACCACUCAGGUGUUUUCAACCACUGCUGCUACGCUGACGGCGUAUGCGCCCAAACGGAAGAAGACCGUCUACAUUCUUAGCAGCAUGCACAGCGUGAUUCAGACUGAUAAUACCACCAAAAGGAAGCCAAACACUGUCACCCUUUACAACACCACAAAGUGCGGCGUGGAUGUGAUGGACCAGAUGGUGCGGGAGUACACUGUCCGCACAGGGACACGGCGCUGGCCAGUUGCCGUGUUCUAUAACAUGAUUGACAUGGCAGCACUGAAUGCACAUGUGCUGUAUCAAGCAUGCACCGGAAGGCAGGAAAGACGGGUGGACUUCCUGGUGGAGCUUGCAAGAGAGUUGGCUAACUCUCGUAUGUGUGCGAAGAAGGCAAGAAAAGAACAAUUGCUUCGGACACAACCCUCCACACCUAGCCCUGGAAAAAGAGCGUCAGGUCAAACACCAAUGCAAGAACAAUCAUGCCACUGUGCGAUGUGUUCACUGCUACAGAUACACAUGUGGUAAAUGCAGACGGGAGAUACCAUGGCAGUGCCAGGAUUGUGAGUGAUUGCUGGAAUGUACUCACUCACUUUUUAAUAUUAUUUGGAAAUAUGUGUACAAAUGGUUGGUUUCUUUAUUUUAUUUUGUACUAUUUUUAUCAAUAAAUCUCAGCAACAAAGGAAAAAAAACCAUAUGUGUUGAUUUCUCCAUAAGAUGGCAAAGUGAAACACAAGUUUCCUUGAAGUGGCUCAGCAUGGCCCCACAUUGUUUACAUAACAAAAGCAACUGGUCACAGCUGAUUAAGGAUAUUAGCCUAAAGCCUUCCAGCCCAUCGGCUGUCCUGCGGGUUUUAUAAGUAGAAAAGCCAAAUGGCUGCUCCCUGGGACUUCUAGUGUUAACUGCAAGUAGCUAAGCUUCAUGCACAGCAAUAUAUAGCAAAUACACACACAUACCACACACAUCUUUUAUAUUAUACAUUUAUAUUUUAAACAUUUAUUUUUCUAUUCCUAGAUAAAUAAAUUAUGUUCCCUGGA
Molecule: messenger RNA, 1723 nt
Organism: Tachysurus fulvidraco (yellow catfish)
Lineage: Eukaryota; Metazoa; Chordata; Actinopteri; Siluriformes; Bagridae
Exons: 2
Coding region: 171-1214 (347 amino acids)
Source: RefSeq, a predicted model, not a curated record